This is a messenger RNA of Pelodiscus sinensis (Chinese soft-shelled turtle), 2429 nucleotides long. The record is from RefSeq and is a predicted model, not a curated record. Lineage: Eukaryota; Metazoa; Chordata; Testudines; Trionychidae.
GUGCUUAAUAUCUGACUCCCAGGGUUUGAAACACGGGUCUGUGUAUCCUUCUCAAGGCCUCCGAACUUGAACAUAACACAGGAAAGGGUAACUCUGCAGACAAUAUGGCUACACUGUAUAAACUGGACAAUGGAAAAAGUUAUGCAACCAACUGCUUUCCUGCCAGAAACAUUUUGCGGACAAGUGAAGAAGGGGCUGGUCACUGGCUGGUGGCUCACAGAGCUGCUCAGAAGACUACAUUUGAAGCAGUGAUCUGUGCAAAAUCUCUUCAAGAGAAAGUACAGACAACUCCACAGUAUGUGUCAGAACUCCAGCACCAUGGAUACACAGAUGAAACUGUUCAAGAGAAUAUCUUAGAUGGGCCAUUUCUGAUUCAGCUCCACUGUGUGAAGAUCCCUUCAGAUCUGUGCUCUGUGGAUAUAAGCAACAAGAAUCUGGUCUCGGCUAAAGAAGAUGACUUUGAGCAGUUUGAUUCUGUCGCGUAUAUCAAUGCUACAGAAAACCUGUUGACAUUAGAAGCAUUUCGUAACUUUUCUGGGCUAAGGGAACUAGAACUUUCCUUGAAUGGAUUAAGAAAUAUUAAAAUCAGCGCUGGAGACUUUCUACACUUGGAAAUAUUGGAUCUUUCUUACAAUAAUUUAUCUCCUGAGGACGUCCGGACAUUGGGAGUUUUGUCUCAACUCAAGGUUCUUCACCUAACAGCCAAUGGACUUAGAUCUCUUCCUUCUGACCUGGCAGACUCAGAGCAGGAUGGCACAAGUUCAAGGUUUCCAUCUUUAGAAGUCUUGUUGCUGGAUGACAAUGACCUUUCUCACCCCAGCGUCUUUGUGAGCCUGGCUAAUCUCCGCAGCCUGAAGCAGUUAAACCUGGACAAGAAUGGGAUUUCAGAGGUGCCCUACCUGCAUCAAAUGGAGAAUUCCCGGUUCUCCCUCCACCCCCGAUCAGCAAAGAUGGACCCCUCUAGACUGGGACAGAAGCAUGAGCAGCUGCUGCAAGGUGCGGCGGGGUUGCAAAGGAAGCUGGUGAUGGAGGAAGAGCCACUGGAGCACAUGGUUUUACAAAACACUCCGGAUCCAGAUGGGACAGAGGAGGCUUAUACGUCUGUCUCUCAAGAACCACCAUUGCUGGAUGUUUUCAUGGAGGGAAAUGAUCGUUCCUGUCGUGCCGACUCUAGGACUCUCCCAGCCAGUUUCAGGAACCCCUCAAGCAAGGAGUUUGUGCUCCCCCUUCCGGAACUGCGCUACCUCAGCCUGGCCAACAACAAGAUCAAAAACGAGGAGGACCUGCUGGCUGUUCCACAGCAACCCCCUCACCACCCUCCGAAGCGGUACAGUACCAGCCUGACCCCCAGGGUAACAUCACACGUCCCAAAGGUUCCAAAGCAGCCUCUGAUGCUAGAAGCUCCUCUGGAGUCCUUCUUUUGGAAACUCUGGUCAGAUACAGAGGGAGGUAAACCCGAGGAGUCUGAGGAAGGAUCAUACAUGUUCAGCCCGUCAGACCCUCUUCCGCCGAUCAGACCUUCCUCAGCUCAGCGGCACCAGGAGCCUUCUGAUGAUGCCAAAACGCUAGGGAGCUGGAGGGAGGUGCUGGAGGAAGACAGCUGCAAUCCCAAGCUUGCUCCUGACAGCUCUGGAGAUGACAUGGGAUUGUUCUUCCUGACUCAGGUGCGUGAGCAUGUCCCGUGUGUCUGCCGAGUGUUAAGCAGCCUCACUUGUGAAUUCGUGAGCGAGCUGGACGAUGCGGACGACAUACCCAACUCUGUGUGGAGACACGAACUGCAGGACAGACAAGGGAAAAGGAAGAACAAGCCCAAGUCACCAGACAGCUGCACGUAUAUUCCAGCAAAAUAUAAAGGUUAUGAAGAAUUGCUCCAUGUGAAAACUGACCCAGAUUUCACUGAGCCAGUGGGCAUGCAGCAAAAUGUCCAGGCUCUGAGGCGUGCUCUGAAACAGCCCCUUGUGUAUCGGGACUCCAAGGCAAGACUGGACAGUGUGCAGAAGCCGUACGUGCCCAGAAAAAAGAAGCUGGGGAAGCCACCUGGCUCUCCAUCUCGAAAGACUAAAGUCGAGGUGCUGGAAGACGUCCUCCUAGCCAUGAGAGGCAACAUGAACAUCACUGAAGUUCCACUAGUGUCUGUUCUGCGCCAGAAGCGAUCCAACCGGAAGGCGUACCAGGAGGCACUCGGGCUGAUGAAGGAAUUCCACAAGCAGUACAAGGCUGCUCUGGCAGCUUCCAGCAAGGGGAUCUGCAAGGAGCGUGGGGCUAUCCCGGAGCUGGGUCAAAGCUUCCCUCAGGAACCUUUUGUGGAACUCAAGGAAAGUAAACAAGUCUCACUGCCUGAGGACACAAAGGAGAACCUGAGCCUCCUGCAUUGCCCGCCGGAGACAAGAUCAUCUCCCAGGAGGAGCAUAGUAACAUUUGCUUUAUAA